This is a messenger RNA of Alternaria viburni, 1209 nucleotides long. RefSeq lists its product as uncharacterized. Lineage: Eukaryota; Fungi; Ascomycota; Dothideomycetes; Pleosporales; Pleosporaceae. The transcript has a single exon. The coding region runs from base 1 to 1209 and encodes 402 amino acids. The record is from RefSeq and is a predicted model, not a curated record.
AUGGCGCAAGCAGAGCACGAACACGCGAACGAUAACCCUCGAGACGGCUUCCAAACGAGUUCAGCGCGCGCAUUGGGCGACAACCCCAUAGAUCUCCACGUUAUCGGUCGCGGCACAUGCGGCACCAUCUAUACCUGCGUGGAUCUCUCCACGGCUGCAUACAAGAUUGGCCGGGACCGAGACGCACUAUGGAAUGAUAUACGGCUGACGGCUCACGUACAUCGAUCGUUGACGGAGUCAGAACGCGGCUGGAAAAUCAAAGAUUACACUCCCAGGGUGCCAGCUAUCAAGGGCUGGAUGGCAGAUGAAGCUAAAGAAGACUUCUGGGCACAAUUCGCUGGCUGUUUCACGGAAGCCGAAGACAGGAAGACGGCACCGUUCCUGUUUUCCCUGUCCCUUAUCCCUACAUUAGGCCCUGAGCUUCGGCAGGCUCUGAUGACGCGCUACGAGUUCACUACAUCCAAGGCCGCGGUAUUCGCCAAUCCCGAGAACGACUUUUGUCUUGUACGGCCAUAUCUUGGACUGGCAACACGCAAGGACGAACCGUUGUGCAGGUCGGAACAUCUUUGGAACUUUCCUCUAACAAGGGAGGACCUCAGAUCAUUCCCAUUCGACGACAAUUUGGCGAUGGAAUUGGCAAAAGAAAUGGCUACAGGCCUGGCUAUCAUACACUGGCAUGCCCUCGUAGACGGUAUGGAUAUCGAGUUUGUACUUGGAGGAGAAAAUAACUGGGAUGGGGAGCAAGUCAUUCUUGCUAGCGAGCUGGAAACCUCAGAGCCCUUCUGCUCCUCCGAGCCCCCGAAUCUCGUUCUCGGCGCCCCGAUGUCGAAACCCAGCUGGAGACAGAACCGAUGGGACCGAACACAUCAUUGGUCAGAUGAAAUGCGCCUUUACAUCCUCGAUUUCGACAAAGCCUCGCUACUCUCCUUCGACCGACCCGAAGCCGCCAUACAGCGAUUAGUCACAGCGGUGACCUGUAACGAUCCAUACUUCCCCGAUCCUGCUGCUACAGACGACGAAGGUAGACAGCUGUGGAAUACAUUUAGGGCGACAUACCUCGAGACUGCACACUCUGUGUCGAAGCCCCUGCGACGGGCGUAUGGGAAACGAGCGAGAGGCUGGCCAUUGUGGUUUAUGGGACAAUGGGAGAAGAAGGCGGAACAGCUGUCGGGAGGAAGGAACGGCGAGUUCAUCGAGUUUGGGGACUAA